Paramecium pentaurelia is the source of this 1472-nucleotide messenger RNA. NCBI's taxonomy places the organism in Eukaryota, Ciliophora, Oligohymenophorea, Peniculida, Parameciidae. The record is from the annotation of a GenBank genome assembly.
AUGAAGCUGAAGAGGUUUCUCUUGAGAUAUUACCCUCCUGGCAUUAUUUUAGAAUAUAUUCGUAGCAAUGGAGAAUAGGAAACAAAGUCUAUAGAUUUGUUAAAUCUAAGCAAUGAGUAAUGAUAGCAAUUUAUCAAUAGCACUGAUGUAGAUUAGUUGGUUGAUGAAAUUGUGAUGGAAGAACCUAUCAUUUCAGAAAAUAGAAAGCCAUAACUAGCAGCAUUAAUUCGCAGUAUAAACUCAUUUAAUUAAGAACUAAUUGAAAAGAUCGAAUCAAAAAAGGAACAAUCAUUUGAGUUGUUCAAGACUCUCAAAGCACAUAUGUUGCCACUAACAAAUUGCGCAUUUAACAAGAACGGGGACAAGUAUUGAGAUUCCACUAUGUAGAUUCAUCACAGGUAGUUAUGAUAGAACGUGUAAAGUAUGGGAUACUUUCACAGGAGAAUAAUUAGUCUCCUUAGAAGGUCAUAAGAAUGUUGUAUAUUGUAUUGCAUUCAACAAUCCUUUUGGGUAUACUACUAACAUUAUUUCUAUAGAGAUCGCAUUGUCACAGGCUCUUUUGAUAAAACUGCUAAAAUUUGGGAUGCCAAUUCAGGAAAAUGUUUAUAAACACUUGUGGGUCAUCAAUAUGAAAUAGUUUGUAUUUCUUUUGAUCCUCAUUCAUUACUUGUGGCAACAGGAUCAAUGGAUAAAACUGCAAGAUUAUGGGAUGUCGAAACAGGAAAAUAAAUAGCAAGAUUAGAUGGACAUGAAGGUGAAAUUGUAAGUUUACAUUUCAAUUCUGAUGGUGAUAAAUUACUUACAGGUUCAUUUGAUAAAACUGCUAUGGUAAAAUAUAUUCUUUACAUAUUUAGAUUUGGGAUGUAAGAUCUGGAGAAUGUAUACAUAUUUUAGAUGAACAUACAGGUGAAAUUUCAAGCACUUAGUUUGAAUUUACAGGAGAUUAUUGUGCAACUGGUUCUAUAGAUAAGUAAUAAAAUAAAUAUAAAAUUUUUAGAACUUGUAAAAUUUGGGAUAUAAAAACUGGUAAAUGUAUUGAAACACUUAGGGGACAUAAGGAUGAAGUACAAGAUAUUUGCUUCAAUUCUACAGGUUUCUAUUUUUAUAUAUCAUUUCUAAGGAACUAGAUUAGUCACUGUCUCAGCUGAUGCAAGUGGUAGAUUAUACAAUGUUCAUUCUGGAGAAUGCAUUGCCUAACUCUUAGGACAUAAAGGUGAAAUCUCUAAAGUAGCUUUCAAUCCGUCAGGAAACAAAAUUAUUACUGCUAGUGCAGACAAUACAGCAAGAAUUUUGUAAUUUUCAUAUUAAUCAUUUUUAGUUCAGAAACUGGAGAGUGUCUGCAAGUAUUGGAAGGUCACACUGAUGAAAUAUUUAGUUGUGCAUUCAAUUAUGAAGGAGAUAUUAUUAUCACAGGAUCUAAAGAUAAUACAUGCAAAAUUUGGAAAGAAGCUAAUUUUUAGGUUAAAAAAUGA